This is a messenger RNA of Suillus clintonianus, 4454 nucleotides long. RefSeq lists its product as uncharacterized. Lineage: Eukaryota; Fungi; Basidiomycota; Agaricomycetes; Boletales; Suillaceae. Gene Ontology annotation, molecular function: ribonuclease III activity. The record is from RefSeq and is a predicted model, not a curated record. Gene Ontology annotation, biological process: RNA processing. The transcript has 16 exons. Bases 85 to 4062 code for a protein of 1325 amino acids.
UGUUGCUGUCCCCGUCGCGUCGUUAUUCCUUGUUUCCUUUGGUCUCUGCGACAAUAUUUCUUCUCAUCUGCAGAAGAAGUCGCGAUGUUGAGAAUCUGGAAAGAAACAUCUAGUGCUAGACAUCCAAGUCCUAACUUGAAGUGCGACAUGAAUCAGGAUACCCAGUCGUGUGAGGCUGGCGGUGACCGGCCUGGUUUAAAUAAUAGCGCAUCGGCUCCCCUAGCCACCGAUGGUGUUGUCCUGAAUCGUGCCAUGCUCCAGGAUCCUUCUCUAUCUUCGAGACCAGUACUUUGUGCGUCCGACAUUCGUCCUCCUGAGGCCGUCAUUCUCUAUGAUGCACUUUUGCCAAACGCAGAAUCGAGAUUGAUGGAGGCUCUCCACGAGAUUGAUCCAGAGGAAUCUUCUUUUGCAAGUACUUUUCGCGCUGCCCGCUAUGCUCUGGCCGAGGUUGGCUUAUGUGCCAGUGAUCUCGUCUGGCGCAGGGACAUUAGAGAAUAUGCCGCCCAUAGGAAUGACGAUGACGACCCUGUUUUUGAGAUCGCCAACAAAAUCUGCGAUCUGGUCAAAAACUGGGUGUUCGCCAUGCCGAACUUGAACCUUUUCUCUAGAGGCUUCAAUGUGACGCCCAAAUUCGUGCAGUUGAUUCAUGUUCUCAAAUCAUGUGGAGCUUACGGGGACAAAUUCCGUGGAAUCGUCUUGGCCCAACGCCCCGAAGUCGCGACAAUUAUGGUGGAUAUCAUGAGGACCAUGAUCGAUGAACUGGGUUUCAUUCGACCUUACGCUGUGGUCAGCGAACUCCUUGUCACUGAUAGUCAUGAGCAGCGCGAUUUGCUCGACAACUUCGCGAGUGGAAAGUAUAACCUCCUCAUUGUAAUCAAAACCUUGCAAGAUGUCUACCUUCCACGCGCCCAUGUCGUUAUACGAUACGACUUGUUCGAAAGCCAACUUUCCUAUGCAUUUGCUUGCGCGCAUACAUUAGUGCCUGAUGGACAUCUCAUCCAUAUGGUGGAGAAAGGGAAUGACCUACAUCGCCGAAUUCUCCAAGAGUAUAGCGGUCCAGCAGUUGAUGACAGGUGGAUCAGGGUAGUCUUACAAGGGGGAAAUUCGCCAGUUCCAUCUUGUCCAUUGAAGGAAACAGGCAACCCUUACCGGUCGGAGGAAGCGACGACUUCCAGGCAAGAGAUCUCGAUAGAAGACUCGGUUAAUGGUGGUCGAUUGUUUGAAGACGAUGCCUUGUUUGCUGUUUUCCGCAUCGCUGCGAACCUUCAGAGCAGCAUUACAACUCCCUCUCGACAUCCGCUAUUUGUUGUCCAUCCCAUAUGCACAUCUAGCAUGGGUGGGGUUCAACAAUUUGUGUGCACUGUAACACUCCCGCCUGGACUGCCAUUGCAGACGAUCCAGGGUCCUCCACGCUACACACCCACCCAUGCGCGUCGCUCAGGAGCCUAUCAAUUUUGCCUACGAUUAUUUGAGCUCAGCUGUCUGGACCACCGCCUGAUCCAUACCCCGCAUCGGUCUGGCGACAAUGGCUACACAAAUCCUUCCCUAUUGAUGUCAGAUCUAGUUUCUGGAAAUAGUUGCUACAAGCGAAAAAGACCAGACUUCUGGGUCAACUCAUUGCGAAUUGCUGAACAACGCCUCUUCCCUGUCAUCAUUUCUGUAGGCAAUCCAGAAGGCCCAUCCGAACCCUAUGCGCCUAUCGUUCUUCUAACUCGUCAACCGCUACCUCAUCUGGAGCCCUUCAAAUUGUUCUUCUAUGGCGUUUUCGCCACCGUCAAGAAUGCACGGGUUCCCGCUCUCACUUUUGAUAGCGAACGUCUCACUGACCUUCACUCUUAUACGCUCCGAAUUUGUCGCACGAUCGCCAACAAAGCAUUUGUAUGUUCGUUGGAAAAAAUGGCAUACUUUAUCGCACCUCUACUUCCCUCCCAAGCCAAGGAUUUAUCGUAUUCCAAUAUGACCAACCUACAAGAUGCUAUCGACUGGCAAGCCGUGGCACAAGCCAAUAACAACUAUGUCACGCAUUUCAGUUCUAAUAACUUGCGAGACGCAAGCGAGUUUGAGGAUGCAGUCAUCCAGGAUAGAUUAGUCGAGUUCAGUCGACGAUGCUAUGUUGUCCGUUUACGACCGGAUUUAACACCAAUGAGCAAACCCUCAGACAGCCUACGCGAGGCGGCAUAUGCGAACAUUCUGGAGUAUUGCAGAGCGCAUCGCAAAGGCUUUCAAGGCCUCCAAGAUAACAACCAGCCUCUAAUAGAGGUAUCCAAGGCUGCCGCCGUGCUGAAUCGCCUAAAUCCUGUCCAUAAGCCGCUUGUAGAGACGAAUAAGACAGGUCCAAAAUAUCUCAUUCCAGAGCUCUGUGGCAAGUGCACAAUUCCAGCGAGCAUAUACCGCACUGCGUUACUUCUACCAUCCAUCACUCGACGAAUCGAUGAUUUCCUGAUCGUAAAGGAGCUCAAUGCACAGUUCUUCGAAAAUAUGAUCCUGGAACAACAUUUGCUGUCAGCCGUCUUCGCUCCUUCUGCGACUUUCGAAACGGAUUACGAAAGGUUGGAGCUCCUUGGCGAUUCAUUUCUGAAAUAUUUCAGUUCUGUUUAUGUGUUCGUCUUCAACCCUGCUUUGAGUGAGGGCGCAUUGCACAAGGCACGACAGAACAUUAUCAGCAACAGGGUGCUCACGCAGUGUGGUCUUUUGAUUGGUCUGCCAUCAUACAUACAGGGAAAGACGUUCAGUCACAAAUUGUGGCAACCUCCGAACUUCACGGUUCAGGACAUAUCUUCGCAGCAUCUGGGGAGGACUAACGAUGUCACGCCGCCAAGUGGUAAUGAUGGGAUAGCAAUUGACACCAAGACACAGGCUCCCGUCAACGAUACCAACGUCCCUAUCAUACAUUCGACCUCCCAGUCAAGGACGAAACAUAAGGCCCCUGAUGAUAACAUAACACAGUGGCUCGGAGACAAGACGAUCGCCGAUGUCGCAGAGGCUAUCAUAGGAGCAGCUUAUCUUUCUGGAGGCCGCGACGUUGCGCUCAGAGUGAUCAAGGCCCUCCGAUUACCUGUCGCUCAUAUUGAACAAUGGGAAGAUUUCCGCCGGAAAGCUCUUACUCCCCCUUCAAAUGUCACGCCAAGGCUCCGCGAUGGCACUCUUUCGGCAGUGGAAGGGAUUAUUGGAGCUAGACUUAAGUAUCCACACUUGCUCUCUCAAGCUCUGACUCAUGGUUCAAUUCUUGGAUACGAAAACACGUGCUAUGAGCGGCUUGAAUUCCUUGGCGAUGCCGUUCUGGAUUUUCUGGUAGUACGACAUGUCUUUAACAGGGAUGACCAUAUGUCCCCUGGAGCGAUGACACUAUUGAAGUCCGCUAUGGUGUCAAAUUCAACAUUGGCAGCGGUUUGCGUCCGGACUGGGCUACACGAGUAUCUUCUUUAUGAGUCGUAUGCACUUGGAAACAGCAUUCAGUCAUAUGCUGAGCAACUGGAGACAAGGCGCCAGGAAGAACAACAAAGGGCAGUCAGGGAUGGGAGGCCUCCAGGGCAGUACUGGCUUGAUAUGGAGCCACCCAAGAUCCUUUCUGAUGUCGUAGAAUCGAUCAUCGGUGCACUUUAUAUCUCUGACGGCUUCACAUCUGACGGCGUGGAAUUAAUGUUCAAAAAAAUUCUCGAGCCUUUUUACGACCAACAUAUCACAAUCAAGACACUUUCGCAUCACCCCACCAAAAUCCUUUUCGAGAUAAUGCAAGCUCAGGGUUGCCAGCAGUUCUCCAUCGAGAAAGAAAAACUAGGCGAAACUCACGGAACUCGCUGUGACGUUAUUGUUCACGACAUCAUCCUAGCAAGCGCCACAGAGUCGACUGGAUAUAUAGCAGGGCGCAUGGCGUCAACUACCGCUCUCGAUGCAUUGGAGGGAGACCCCAGCUUUAUGGCACACAACUGCAGCUGUAGAAAUCGGACACAAGUGGGAAAGAAAGACUACAAGAAUAGGCUGGAAAAAAUGUUGGCUGAUCUUGAGGAGGGGCAGGACGUCACAACUGAAGAGGAUUCCGGUGAAGGCAUGGAGGUUAUUUAGUAACUGCUAGUGGCGUUCGCUUUGAACUCUGAUUCCUGGUGUAGGUAGUGACAAGACGCAAACGCUGUGUUGUGUAUCGAAUGCCCUACACACGUCUAUGCUGCACCAGACUUGUUCAAUUGAAAUUUAGCAGCCGCGAAAGGAAUGCUGAAUCCUACUGUCAGGAAAGCAGUGAGCUUGAUACCGAACGCCAAUCGUUUCUUUCCAGGCCACUGGAAUGGCAAGUGAUGAUAUUCCCCGUGACCAUGCACAAAGCGUGCAGGAGAGGCAACGCGAGUGCGCGCGACUUGUGCACGCAAGGAGUGUGGUGCGCGGGCGAGCAUUGGAGAUAUGAGGGCAGUGAUGUUGAGUCGAAGAGCUUGAGUGCUAAGUUAGUUAGAACUCAGAAGGCC